This is a messenger RNA of Styela clava, 614 nucleotides long. RefSeq lists its product as uncharacterized. Lineage: Eukaryota; Metazoa; Chordata; Ascidiacea; Stolidobranchia; Styelidae. The record is from RefSeq and is a predicted model, not a curated record.
GUUGAAAAUCCAUAAAACGCGAAAGCAUGAGAUACUUGGCAUCAGAAUAAGCAUCGAGAAAUAGAAGACAGUUUCAAAGAAUAACAACAACAAAAACAACAAGAUGAAAAUUGCGUUCGUACUCAUCCUUUUCCUGUCUCUUGCAUUAGUGGAUAAAGCUCAUUCUGGCUGGUUCAGUAAGAUAGGUAAGAAGAUAUCCAACGGGUUUAAAAAAGGUGUGAAGGCAGUCAAGAAACAUUUUCCCACGAUAAAGAAAGUGCUCAAGGGAGCACUGCAAGGAGCUGUAGGUUCGCUCGGAGACGAAGAUUUGAUGGAAUUGAGGAGAAUUAAAGCAGAGAACGAAGCGGAAUACCAGCUUGUGAGAUCACUAUUAGCUGACGAAAUCGCCUUUCAGAAAGGAGAGAAUGCUGGAAUGAUUGAGGAAGCUCUGGAUGCGAUCAUGGAAAUGUCGGAAGGACAAUUCCAACAACUCAUGGCUGAUCAGAGAAACGAGAAUUACGAAGUCGAGCUGUUCCAGUAACGGAUGUACUUAUCACCGGAACGACUACGUCGACCGAAAUACACCAUUUUAUUGUUUUGUGAACAUAGAGAAUUUUCAGAAAAUAAAAAAUAAA